AUGGAGUCCAAAAGGAAAACAACAGGAGCAAUUGAAAAAUGGGAUGAAAAAGAAAUUCUCAGAAAAACUUACUACAACCAAAGAGAUGUCAAUGCACUACCUUCCUCCCAGUACAGAUCGGAACCUUCAGAGAGACAUGGUAGAAACACAGAAAUAGUAAAUAAUUUACAUGAAAAUUGUUCCAAGAAGUAUGGGAUACAAUCGCCUGAACAUUCAUCCAUCAAAAUUCAAAGCUUGGAAGAUAAACAUAAUAAAAGCAUUUCUUUGGGUGAUGUAAGUACAUUUCAAUCAACAAAAGGAAUGGUUAAAACUUCGAAAAGAGAGGGAACUGAUGUAAAAUUAUCUGCAACAGUUGAAGAGGGAAUAGAUUCCUAUAAGUCAAGUAAUGUGCAUGUGUAUAAAUCGUCAUCACAACCCUCACCAAAUUUGAAGUACUCUUUGGGGUAUCCAGGCUACUCAUUGACGGAGAGAAGGAGAUUAAGUGACAAGCAUUUUAUCAAAUCUAAUGAGCAAACAACAGCAGCAAUUGAAAUAUUGGAUGAAAAGAAAAUUCUGAGAAAAUCUUAUUGUAACCAAAAAGAUGCAGAUGUAUUGCUUUCUUCCCAGUAUGGAUCCGAAGUGUCAGAGAUACAUGGUAGAAACACAGAGAAAGUAAACAAUUUACAUCAAAAUUGUUCCAAGAAGCAUGAGAAACAGUUGCCUGAGCAUUCAUCUAUCAAAACUGAAAGCUUUGAGGAUAAAUGUAAUAAAUUUUCUGAUGACCAUAUUGGAUUUCACAAAAUGGAGCCUCUUUCAAAUGUUGUACAAGGAAAUGAAGCUUCAGAAUCUGUGUUGCAAAUACAUGUACGAGGUUUCCAUAGCGAAGACAAUGGGAUAUAUGAAUCAUCUGAAAGAAAAGAGAGAUCACAGAAUAUUACAAUAAAUACAUCUCAAGAUGAUCUUGGAUCAUAUAGCAAAGUCAAAAGCAAGGAAGAAAAAGAACGAAAAAUUAAUUGCUCAAAUGAGGGAAAUAAAAAAUAUGUGCCCUCAAAAGAAAAUGUUAUUUGCAGUAACAUAAUGAAAGAUAGUCCUACAAAUAUAGAUUUUCAAGGAAGACAAUCAGAGACUAAAUACUGGACUGAGGAUGGCCAAAGAAACUGUGAUGGUUGGAAGGAUUGUUCAAUGGCUUCAAUAAGACUGGAGGAUGUAAAAGAGACGACUGAAAGCAAAUUUUUAAAGAAAGAAAGAAAGGGAACUGAGAAUGGAGGGGCGUGUAUUGAAAUGAUUAGAAGCAACAAUACAAAAAAGGGAAGUCAGUGUUUACCUCAGUCUGACAUUAGAGAGGAAACAAUGGCAAACAAGAAAGAAAACCAUCAAGACUUUCUUUUCAAGGAAGUUAAAGAUCUAAAGGAAAGCCUUAGACCUCAGUCAAAAGAUGAAAAAGGAUUUACAAGUCUAGAUGAGGUGCCAUCUUUUGAGAAAAUUGAUGAGAAGAAAACAUUAUUAGAAAUAAAGGAAACUAUGAGAAUAUCAGAUAAAAAGAGCUUAUCCCUUAGGAACCCAAGUGAUGAAAAAAAUUCUGACAGCGGAAACCGUGGGGAAUUUGUUGAAAAUCAAUUCAUUAGUCAGCCACGUGAGAUGAAAGAAAACAACUCUUCUCAAAGAGACACAAUCAUUACAAUGGUUAACAAGGUAUCAAGAGAAAAAUCUUUAGAAGGCAAAGAAGACAUGGGCAUAUGUGAACAAAGGCAUCAGUCAUUUACCACAAAUGAAGCUAGUUCAGGAAAAGUACAAGAAGGUUCUGAAUAUCAGGAUAUGAAAAAGGCUAUUGGAAUAGCUAAAAAUACUUAUGGUAAAAAACAUGAUGAGGUUACAUUAAAAGAUGGAUAUGCAAACAAAACUGUUGCUGAUGAGCAUGAAAUCAUGGAAAAUAAAGUCGAGCAACAAGAGGAGAAUAAUUCAUUCAAACACAUAAACUUGUUAGAAAAAAACAGCAAAGUAAGAGGAAUUGAAAACAGAAUUUCUGAUUUUGAAACAAACAUGUCACCUAUUGAGGUAGAAGAAACAAAACUGAAAUUUAGACUAGCAGUGCAGGAAACCAGAAAUGCUAAAGGAAAAGAAAGUUGCAAAGAAAGCAAAACCAAAAAUGUAAGUGCUCACCAGCCAAGAUGGACAUUUCAACACAAUAUGGAAACAGAUUUGCAUAACAUCAGUAUGAGUGACAAACACGCUGUAGCAAUGGAUCAAAAUUAUGUUGCAAUUAAAGAUGGUGCUUUGCCUGCAAGAGCUGCAACUAAGAAUGAAGAUUCAUUUGAAAGAUCUGAUGAUGUAGAUGAAGUUAUGGAUAAUAUUGUCAAGCCAGCAGACAAAGUGGAUACACCAGUCAGUGAUGCAAGCAGAGGGGGAUUAGGAAUUUCCAUUUAUAAUUCUGAAGAAAGUAAAGCAAAACUACAUACUAAAGAUUUAGUAGUAGUCCGAUGUAACAGCAAACAGAAAGAAGCCAUGGGAGAUGAAGAGAUGAUAUCACCUUCUCCAGAAACUAAACUGGAGAAAACUAAGCAAAAUCAUCUCUUUGAAAGAAAAGUCAUUAAAGAUACUGAUUUCUCUAAGGAGUCCAAUCAGAAAAAGAAAUCUAAAUGUGACAAGAUCAGCAAGGUAAAAACACAAAAGAGUUUGAACAAAGAAUUAAAAGAGAGAGAAACAGAAAUGGGAGAACUAAUGGCAGAGGAGGGAUAUAAGGAAGAAAAAAGAGAAAGUGGUAAUCAAACAGAUUGUAAAUCUAUGGAAACAAUCGCUUGUAAGCAAAAUUCAGACAAGGAAACGGUCAAAUACAUCUUCACUGUUUUGAAACAAUUGGAGGAUGAAAAUGAUUUGCUGUCUCAUCUUAUUGGCAUUGUGUCAAAUGUUCAAUUUCGAAUUCAUUUAUUUGAAAAUAACUCUAAAACGAAGACUACUACUGUUGCUUUGGUUUUCAAAAGUGAUGUAAAUGCGAAAAGCUUUGAAAGUUGCUUAAGAAGAAAUAGUAUGAAAUUAAACUUUAGGUACCACUUCAAAAAAGAAACUGUUUCUAAAACAAAGCUUGUGAACAUAAACAAGAAAUUGCAAUAUAUUAAAGAAAAAACUGUUGAGGUAUUAGGGAAACACCAGGAUAAAGAAAGAAAAACACAGAGCCAAAUAUCCAAUUUAAGCACAGCACCAUUGUCAUCAAAGAAAAAAAUUAAAUAUACCAAACUUUUUGUUCACGAACAAAGAGAGGCCCAGAAAAAAGCUCUGAGUGAUAAAUUCACAGAACUUGAACAACAACAGAAUGAAUUCAAAUCAUUCCUAUCUGAGACUAUCCAAAAAAUUGAGUGUUUCAAAGCAGGAAACAUGCAACAAAAAGAAUUAGAUUCUUUAUUGAAACAAUUUGAAGUGGAAUGUACACGACUAGAACAAGCCUUGCCAAUUUAUGCAAAAAGAACUGAAAUUAUCGAUACAAUUCUCAGUCAUCAAGUUUCUGUCAUUCUUGGAGAAACUGGCUCUGGCAAAAGUACACAAAUAACACAGUAUAUUUUGGAGUCUGAGUUAAGUUCCUUUGGAAAAAUCAUCUGUACACAGCCACGUAAGGUAGCAGCAAUGAGUCUUGCACAAAGAGUAGCAUCUGAAUUGAAGGCAAAGGUAGGGGAUCUUGUUGGUUAUCAAACUGGUAUGAAAGCAAAGCUGAACAAUCAAACAAAGGUAUUGUACAUGACUGAUCAUAUGCUUUUGAAUGAGUGUCUAAAAGACCCUUUACUGAUGAAUUUUUCCUGUAUCGUGAUUGAUGAAGCUCAUGAAAGGAGUGUAUAUACUGAUCUUUUGCUUGGAAUGAUAAAAAAGUGUUUGCCACAGAGGCCGGAACUUAGAGUGGUGAUUACCUCUGCAACAAUAGUUCCUGAUGUUUUUGUGCAAUACUUUGGAGGGCCCCAAUUCUGUCCAGUCCUUAAAGUAUCUGGAAGGAUGUUUCCAGUUGAAAUUGAAUGGUUAGUUCCUUCAUCAGGUGCAGAUGUAGUUGAUGAUUAUGAGAUCAAAGCUAUAGAAAAAGCGGCAGAAAUUCACAGAAAUGAACCACCUGGGGACAUUUUAGUUUUUCUAACAUCCCAAGCAGAAAUUGAACAGUGUGCUGAAAAACUGGAUGUCUUGCUAAAAGGAAGGAAAGAUCACUGGAUUUUGCCUCUACAUGGUAAGCUUCAAACAGAGGAACAGAAUUUAGUAUUUAAGGAUCCUCCUCGAGGGAGAAGAAAAAUUGUUCUUGCCACCAAUGUAGCUGAAACAUCAGUAACGAUACCUGGUGUAAAAUAUGUGGUAGAUACUGGGGCAGUGAAAGAACUUUUGUAUGACCCAAAGAAAAAAGUAAGUUCCUUACGUGUUGUGAAAGUUACCAAAAGUUCUGCUGACCAGAGGAAAGGUAGAGCUGGAAGAACGGGACCUGGUAAAUGUUAUAGACUUUAUUCUAAGGAAGAUUAUGACAUCAUGUGUCCUACAUCUGUACCAGAAAUUUUGAAAAUACACUUGGGUCAUGCAAUUCUGAAGCUCUUGCAACUAAAUGUUGAUCCAUUAGAAUUUGACUUUGUACAGGCUCCAGAGAAAGUGUCAAUGACAAAUGCUUUUCAACACCUGAAUAAACUUGGAGCUAUUGAAGAUGGAAAAAUAUCUCCAUUAGGAAAGUGGAUUGCAAAACUUCCAUUUGAACCAAGUUUAGGAGUUCUUACCCAUGACGCAAUUGACUCAAAUGUUGGGUUAGAGGGAAUUAUCAUAGCAGCUUCAUGCACAGUUUCUGGAUCCUUAUUUUAUCGAGGAGGUACAAAAGAAGAGAAAGAAAAGUCAGACAAAUUGAAAGUUCCAUUUUGUCACAAAUAUGGAGACCACUUUACAAAUCUUGAGGUUUACAAAGAAUGGCACAAAGUUACUGAAAAGCAAAAGGGUAGAUGGUGCAAGGAUAAUUCAAUCAAUGGAAAAGCAAUGCGAAGCAUUCGAGAUGCUGCAAAUGAAAUUUUAUUUAUACUGAAGAGAGAUUUGUCCAUUACCAUGAAAUUUGAAUUUACAGGUGCUGAGGAUGUGGAAAGAAAAUUACAAAAACUAUUGUUCAGAUCAUUUCAGAGUAAUCUUUGUCAUUUUCUUGGACACGAAAAAGCUGGUUACUACUUUAUAGACAAGAAUCAACAGGUUAUUAUGCACCCUUCCUCUGCAUUUCAGUCACUUGCAUCUUGUCCUAACUGGGUUAUUGUUGAGAAGGUAAUGCAAACCUCUCGUGACUUUGCCUUAAAUAUUACAGCAGUGGCAGAUGAAGAUGUUGAGGAAGCGCUGAAUGAGGGCUCCUUGGACUUUGAUAUUGAUGAUGUGGAAAGACGGAAAGUUGCACCAGUUUUGACAGAAUAUGUAGGUGUUCAAGUCCACAGAGAAUUUGUUGGACCUCGAUAUAGCAAUGUUAGAGCCAUGCAAGAUAAUUUGAAGUUGGAGUGUGAAGAUUCCAUAUUUGUGAUAGAUGCUGAUCGUGAAAGGGGAGAAAUUUCAAUUUAUGCACCAAUUAGUGAUUCAGAUAUUUCCUCACGUACUUUGAAAACUGCAAUAGAUCCAAUUAGAGAAAAAAUAAGGAAUGAAACAGUGGAACAUCCUUUGCUACCAGAGUUUUCUAAUGUUAGAAUAUCAAUUGGAGCAGGUGGGCAAGUCCAAGAUUUAUUAUAUCAAGAUGAAUAUAAAAAUGUUUUUAUUUUCGGUGAGGCACACGCUUUUAGUUCUGAAGAAGAUAUGGUGCAGUGGUUUAGACGUUUUGGACCCAUUCAAUCAUUUAUACCAAAAUCUUCCAAGAACAUUAAUCCGAAGUAUCUUGGACAGAUUGUAUUUGAAAAGCCUGAAUUUGCUAAAACUGCAGUAAUUGCUACUCGAAAAGGAAAAUGUGAUUUUGAAAUUUCUGCAAAACCACCAAAGGGAUUUGGGAAAAGUGAAGAAGACGAUCUACUUAGGGCCAGGCUUGUUUGGUGUCGACGAAAGUCCAGAGGUUUUGGAUUUGUUGAGAUUCAUGACCAAGAUAAAAUAGACCAUAUCAUAGUUUACAGUGCACUCAAUCAUUUCGUAGUUGGAGGAAAGCGAGUAAGAGUGAAACGAGGAAAUAACGGAAGAGAUGAAGAUGAAGAAACACAUGAAUUAUUUGUGUCAGGUCUCGGUGAUCUUGUUAACGAAGACGUCUUGCGUGAAAGUUUUUUGAAUACGUUUGACAUCUCUGAAAAUGAUAUAGGAAAAGUCGUCGUUAUACGGGAAAAGGUUAACACAACACCUCAAAUGUUGCACAGUCUGAGAACAAGAAUAGAGAGUCAGUUUAAAGAGUACACAGGUAUUCGGCAAAAUAAGUUUAAUGUCACUCUUCUUGAGCCAAAGCCUGCGUCCUUUACAUAUCAAGCUUUUGUCACAUUUAAGGAUCCAGAGGAAGGAUUUGAGGCUUGUACUAAAAUACGUAACAAGAUGUUCAUUGGAGAGCAUGCCGUUUCUGUUACUCCUGAAAUACAUACUCGAAUCUUUGUAUUAGCCCAGGUCUACAAACGAGUAAAGAGUGAUAUUGAAAAAUAUCAUGAGAAAAUAAAGAAUGAGAAUACAGAGAGGCGAUUGACUAUUACUGUUCAGAAAAAUGAAAACUAUGUUAUAGAUAUUGAUGCAGAUAGCAUUGAAAGCAUGGUUCGCACAAGAAAUAAAGUACAGGAAUUGCUUGAAGGUGAAACAGUUGAUUUGGAAAAGAUCCCUGCACUUCGAUAUCUGUUUACCCGAGACGGCCAAGAAAAGGUUGAAAAAAUUAUGAAAAAGACUGAAACAUUAAUUUUGCUGGAUCAUAGAAAUUCGUCAUUAUCCGUGCAUGGUCGCAUUGGUGACCGGAGAAUAGCUGUAGGGAAGGUUAGAAAAUAUGUGGAGAAAUUGUCCUCUUCGAGACUGAGAGUGAUUGAUUUGAAAGGGGAAACAAAACCACCAGGAUUAAUGAAAGCAGUUAUUCUGAUGCAUGGUGUCGAUCUUAAUGGUCUGAAAGUUUCUUCAAAUUUGUCAACAGUGGAUCUUGAUCACAGAAACCACAGAAUUAAGAUGUUGGGAUCAGAUGAUGCAGUUGAAAAAGCUGUCCAAAACAUUAAUGAGAUCAUUGAUUGUUUGCGGAAAAAUAGCCAAACCGCAACUUCCGAUCAGCCAGAGUGUGGAAUAUGUUUCUGUGAAAUUGCUGAAAGUGAAAUUUACAGAUUGGAGUCCUGUGGCCAUCCAUACUGUAGGGAUUGCAUGAAGAUGAAUAUAGAAUCUGCUAUCCGAAGCAAAGACUUUCCAAUUAAAUGUUGUCAUGAUCAAUGCGAUAUGCUCUGGGCUUGGAAAGAUUUCUUGAAUAUGACAAGAUCUGGAUUCUGCAGUCUUCAGAACAUUCUGAAUUCAACUGUAUCUAGUUUUGCCAUGGGAAACAAAGACAAAAUUCGAUAUUGCAUAACUCCAGACUGCCCAAUGGUGUAUAAAGUCAGCAAAGAUGGAGGGAGAAUUGUAUGCAGUGCUUGUAGAACUAGCAUGUGCAGUAAGUGUCACGUUGAGUACCACAGUGGAAUAUCUUGUGCCAUGUACCAGAUGGAGAAUGGAAACGAUGAAACGGGACUUCGGGAAUGGAUGAGACGGGACCCUCAUAACAGGAAAUUGUGCCCGAAUUGUUUUGCCGGAAUUGAGAAAAACGGUGGUUGUCAGCACAUGGAAUGUCGCGAUUGUAAAAGCCACAUUUGCUGGAUAUGCAUGGAGUUUUUCAAAACUAGUCGUGAAUGCUAUGGACAUAUGAAUAAAGAGCAUAAUACUUUCGUUUAAAGUAGAAACA
Saccostrea echinata is the source of this 7813-nucleotide messenger RNA. RefSeq lists its product as uncharacterized. Gene Ontology annotation, molecular function: zinc ion binding; ATP binding; RNA binding. The record is from RefSeq and is a predicted model, not a curated record. Lineage: Eukaryota; Metazoa; Mollusca; Bivalvia; Ostreida; Ostreidae. Bases 1 to 7803 code for a protein of 2600 amino acids. Gene Ontology annotation, biological process: spliceosomal complex disassembly. The transcript has a single exon. Gene Ontology annotation, cellular component: catalytic step 2 spliceosome; intracellular anatomical structure.